UACCAGGUUUGGCUGGGCAAAAACAACUUUUUGGAGAAUGAACCCUCUGCCCAACACCGGCUUGUCAGCAAAGCCAUCCCUCACCCUGACUUCAACAUGAGCCUCCAGAAUGAGCACACCCCACAACCUGAGGACGACUACAGCAAUGACCUGAUGCUGCUCCGCCUCAAAAAGCCUGCUGACAUCACAGAUGUUGUGAAGCCCAUCGACCUGCCCACUGAGGAGCCCAAGCUGGGGAGCUCAUGCCUAGCCUCAGGCUGGGGCAGCAUUACACCCGUCAAAUACGAACCCGCAGAUGAUCUCCAGUGUGUGAACCUCAAGCUCCUGCCUAAUGAGGACUGUGCCAAAGCCCACAAAGAGAAGGUGACAGAUGUCAUGUUGUGUGCAGGAGAUAUGGAUGGCAGCAAAGACACUUGUAUGGGUGACUCAGGAGGCCCACUGAUCUGUGAUGGUGUUCUACAAGGUAUCACAUCAUGGGGCCCUAGCCCUUGCGGUAAACCUAAUGUGCCGGGUAUCUACACCAAACUUAUUAAGUUUAACUCCUGGAUAAAAGACACUAUAGCUAACAAUGCCUGAAUACCACAUUGUCCC
This is a messenger RNA of Mus caroli (Ryukyu mouse), 591 nucleotides long. The record is from RefSeq and is a predicted model, not a curated record. Lineage: Eukaryota; Metazoa; Chordata; Mammalia; Rodentia; Muridae.